AUUCAUCAUCGAUUCAGAACAAAGGAAUUUGCAAAGUAAUAAUGCGAAACUUUGUGUUUAUCAUGCAAACAUCAUUGCACCACCAAAGACGUCAACUUUAAUUGUCUACUUAACCACCAGAAAUAAUUUACGUGGUCUAAGUGCAGCCAAUGAAAUUAAACAGGAAUGCGAUUAA
Molecule: messenger RNA, 175 nt
Organism: Ambispora gerdemannii
Lineage: Eukaryota; Fungi; Glomeromycota; Glomeromycetes; Archaeosporales; Ambisporaceae
Source: the annotation of a GenBank genome assembly